UUUGAGACGCCCCCUCCUUUAUUAAUUACAGAAACAACACACGCGUGUUCUGCUAUGUGUGAAUAUCAGGGGGAAUAUUUAUCUAUAUAAUAUACAUAUAUAACAUAGGAGCAAGAUAGUGAAGAUUCUUACAUAAUUUGGUGUAGAAUCCAUAAUAACAAUGGUCGUUAUCUGGUUGGUCGUUAUCUGGUAACGAUUUCGGGAUUAUUUAUUUCUCUAAAAUAUGAGCAGAUGAUUCAGAUUUGUUUCCGAAGAUGACUAAAAAAACUAAAACCGGAAGAAAUCCCACAAAUAUACAACAUUCGUCGACAUUUCAGUAUAUGAUCAUUCUUAUAGUUUUAAGUGUAUUGAACAUUUCUGUGUUUGUCGGCUUCAGAAAUCCCUCUGUACCACUUCAUUGUUCACCGGAUACUUUGUUACAAGUUGUCUCCCUUUAUCUCGGUAAUAAUGGGCAGACGACACUGAGAAAGUUACUCCCACAAGAAUGUUCUAAUUUAAAUGAGAAGUCAGAGGUUGAACUUCAGUCGUCUGUUCGUCAAUUUUUAUCAUCAUGUAAACAUUCUGAUCAGAGGAAAACCAAACUGGUAGAUAGAGAGCCGCUAAUUACUCUGUUUACAACGUUUGCUGACCACUUUCAUACGGACGCGGAAAAACUUAGUGUUCAUAAUAAUACUCUUGUUAACUGGGCCUCAUUCAAAUCUUCUGUUAACUUAAUUCUGUUUUCAAGUGACGAGUACUGGAACAAAGUUGCACAAUCGUUCGGAUGGGACGUGAUCAAACCUUUGAUAGAAAACAACGGUACAAAACCUCCUGUGUUACAAGAUAUGUUUAGCUUGGCUAUGUCGAGAUAUAAUACAAAAUGGUAUGGAUAUGUUAACGCUGAUAUUUUAUUUACAAGAGAUUUAAUUUUGAAUUUAGAAACUCUAACACAGAUAUAUAAUACUUCAAAUACAAGAAUACUUCUGACAGGCCGCCGGACAAAUGUUGAUAAUCUAACAAGACUUGAUCCAAAGUCAGACAUGGACAUCAAUCAACGAGCUAAACAGUUUGGUCAGCUUUAUAAAGAAGACGCAGAGGAUUUUUUCAUCACUACUAGCUCGUUUCCAUGGAAACGGAUACUUCCGGUUGUCGUUGGUCGCCCUGGUUACGAUAACUGGUUAGUCGGUGAAGCCAGGUGUCGUCUUAACACAACAGUAAUCGAUGUCACACGAACGCUCCUAGCAUUUCACCAGACAACCAAAAAGGGAGGUAACAAUGAGGGUCAUUUCCAUAAAGACAGUGAUUAUAAUUACAAUAUAUUUAAGAAAAAUAAAUUGAUUCCAAAUUUCUUAGCAGGCCUUACAGAUUGUAUUGUAUAUUAUACAUAUAGAACUUUCUGUGAUACAAUUGAAAUUGCCAAAAGGACACAUUUUGGACCAUUAUGUGACUGUAGAUAUAAACCUAGUCGGCGUGUGUGAGAUAAACUUUAAUAAGAUAAAAUUCUGCUCACGGAGAAAUCACAUCCUUCCAGAACAUAUAUUUGUGAUCUUAAUACGUUAAAGAUGGUUGUGUUAUUUAAGUGCCAGGGAAUAUUGUUCCGUCCAUUUUGUAUACAGCAAUUACAAUUGUACCAAUAUUGAAGAUGUAUGUUAUUGUUGACAACAACAAUCUUGUGUGUGUCUAAUGUAUCUGGAUUUUGAUUUCACGAUUAGUAACAUGACAGUCAGUUAUUUACCAAUAUGUUCAUUCAAUAAAACACAUUAUGAACGUUUCUGAUUAUAUAAUACCUUACCUUUUAUAUUAUACUUAUAUAUUCUACCCAUUUUCUACACUGCUUCAAAUCAUAUUUUUAUAUAAAUAUACUGAUUAAACAAUAUGUUGAAAA
This is a messenger RNA of Ruditapes philippinarum (Manila clam), 1864 nucleotides long. RefSeq lists its product as uncharacterized. Lineage: Eukaryota; Metazoa; Mollusca; Bivalvia; Venerida; Veneridae. The record is from RefSeq and is a predicted model, not a curated record. The coding region runs from base 255 to 1457 and encodes 400 amino acids. The transcript is spliced from 2 exons.